This is a messenger RNA of Eupeodes corollae, 1184 nucleotides long. RefSeq names its product WD repeat-containing protein 91. Bases 108 to 1061 code for a protein of 317 amino acids. The transcript is spliced from 3 exons. Gene Ontology annotation, molecular function: phosphatidylinositol 3-kinase regulator activity. NCBI's taxonomy places the organism in Eukaryota, Metazoa, Arthropoda, Insecta, Diptera, Syrphidae. Gene Ontology annotation, cellular component: late endosome membrane; early endosome membrane; extrinsic component of endosome membrane. Gene Ontology annotation, biological process: early endosome to late endosome transport. The record is from RefSeq and is a predicted model, not a curated record.
GCAUAAUUCACAUCACACAAAUAAUUUAUUUUCACAAAGCAAAGUUUGUGCAAGAAAACAAAUAAAUAAUAAUAAAACAAAUUGCAUUCCGAAUAUCACAAAUAAACAUGGCCCAAGUUGAAUAUUUAGACAAUUUACUAAAAGAAUAUCUCAUGUUUCGGGGCUUCUCGAGCACAUUGAGAGCUUUAGAUUUCGAACAAAAGAAUGAUAAAGACAAAAGUUUUCGUGCCGAGAAAAUCUUGGAGCAAUUCAAUAUUUUUAUCAACAAUCAUGAUCUCCAAUCGCUGCGUGAUCUAUGGAGUCAUCUUGACACCAAUUUGUUUAGUAAACUAGAGCAUACUUAUGCUGAGGCCGUUAAAAAGUUAGAAAAUGGAUUGUUGAAACUCUACUUGGUCACUGCCUACACAAACAAUCGCACAGAAAAGAUAUCGGACUUCUUUGUUAAGCUAGCUCCAGAAAUUCGCUCACAGUCUGAGUGGAAAGAGUGGUUUUAUCUACCAUUUUGUAAGAACGCAGAGGAACUCCCGACAUUCGCCCAUUACUUUUCCAAGCAAUGGCAGGAAACCUUACAAAUUUCAUUGAGGAACUUUCUCACCACAAUCUAUCAAUGCAUUCCCCAGCCAACAAUCGUCAAGGCUGAACAUGAGGCUUCCCUCAUUCGGCGAUUACAGGAGGAGAAUUCCAAUUUAAAAGCUCGCGUCCAAUCCUUGCAUCAACAACAACAGCAACAACAACUCAGCUCCUCAGCAAGUGGCAGCACCCAGAAUCUCACCCAACUGCCGGCUAAUGAAAAUUUCAAACGCGGCCGUUCCACAAUCAAGCCACAGAGCUUGAACGACAUCUCACCCUUCGAUGUUAGUCCCCCUGGCCAUAUCGUCGACGACUUUUUCAUUAUCGCCUCGGAAACCAUAAAUAUUGCCCAGUAUCCCGAUGCACAGGCUCGAGGAUUGAAAAUGCUCAUUAAGAACAUCGGAUCGAACAAUAGUCCCGUCAUGGGACGCAAGGAAUCCAAUGAAAAACCAAAGAAACGUUCUGGCAGCGUUGGCAGGAGCUGGAUAUAAAUAAAAACCCAUAAUAAUUCAAAAUAAUGUAACAUUUAUUUCAACAAAAAUAGAUUUUUUUUAGUUUCAUUAAAAUAUGAAAAGAUUGCACGUUAUUCAGAAGAGCUCUGAUAUUCUUGACAA